AUGUAUGAGUAUACGGCAGAUGCGUUUGCAAAUCGUGAUGAUCCUAUCCCGGUGAUAAGAUUGGAUCCUUCAGACGACCUUGAUGACGAUGCCGAAGAUACGAACGAAGUCCCUCGAAAAGAGGGUACGAGAGAGCGAUUAAAAAGGCAUAAGUCGCAGUUGAAGGAUAAUUUUCGAAAGGCACACGGUAAAGCAUCGGAAACGUCAGCAUCUGUACAAGAUAGAUUACUUGAGAAAUUAUUACAACAAGUUAUACCCAUCGAGGAUCUCAGCGAAAACCGAAAAGAUGCUGAUCCUACCCCCACAAACUUCAUCGAAAGACCUGCCUUUAAUAUCACGACCAUGUCAAAUAAUUUUCGAAGAUUCAAUGCAAGAAUAGGAGUGGUUUUUGUCUUCCAAGCCAAAGUAAUACGUCUACUAAGCUGGAAACAAUGGUCGCAUACCCUCUCAUUUCUUGCAGUAUAUACAUUCGUCUGCCUAGAUCCAUACCUCCUUACCGUUCUUCCACUAGUGGUUCUCCUCCUCGCCAUCCUUAUACCUUCCUUCAUGGCUCGUCACCCAGCACCUCCUACAACCAUAACAACAGACUCCUUCACAUAUUCCACAACCGGUCCACCAAUAGCCCCAGCUCCCACCGUCAAACCAGUCAAAGAACUUUCCAAGGAUUUCUUUCGAAAUAUGCGCGACCUCCAAAAUUGCAUGGAAGAUUUCUCCCGUCUCCAUGAUAAAAUUAUUGCCAUAAUUUCCCCCUCUACAAACUUCUCCAACGAGCCUCUCUCAUCAACCCUCUUUCUAUUCUUGGUCGUAACCGCAGCAUUCAUGUUCAUUGCCUCCCAUCUCAUGCCAUGGCGCUUCAUCUUCCUCACCAUAGGCUGGACCAUCACUUCUCUCGGCCACCCUACCAUCCAACGCCAAAUGCUCACAACACACACCACCAUCGUACAACCGCGCGCAAAACCCCUCCAAAACAGUCUCCAAACUUUCAUCUCCCAUGACAUCAUCCUCGAUUCCUCUCCCGAAACCCGUGAAGUAGAGAUCUUCGAACUACAAAAGCUUUCCCGAGCAGGCGAAUGGGAUCAUUGGUUAUUUAGUAGUUCACCGUAUGAUCCCUUCAGUAGCAUGCGGAUGGAAACUGGACGACCAAUAGGCUGUCGAUUUUUCGAAGAUGUUAAGAGUCCUAGAGGUUGGGAAUGGAGCGAGAAGAAAUGGGCACUUGAUUUGUGGAGUAGAGAAUGGGUUGAAGAGAGGAUUAUCACGGGGGUAGAGGUGGAGACGGAGGGUGAGAGAUGGGUUUAUGAUAUUAGGUAUGAAGGACAAGAGGAUGAUUUUGUAGGGGUGAUUGAUACGGGGAGUAGUAGUCAUGGGGGGAGUUUCAGGGCGAAGAAAAGUUUGCCAGUUAGUUGGGAAGAAGCAAGUGAUGUUGAUGGAGCGGGGAGGAGGGGAGAAUGGAGAAGGAGGAGAUGGGUUAGGAUGGUUAAGAGAAGGUGGGAACAUGAUGAUGGGGAUGGGGUUGGAGAAGAGAAGAAAUAA
Molecule: messenger RNA, 1530 nt
Organism: Sclerotinia borealis F-4128
Lineage: Eukaryota; Fungi; Ascomycota; Leotiomycetes; Helotiales; Sclerotiniaceae
Source: the annotation of a GenBank genome assembly